Penicillium arizonense is the source of this 972-nucleotide messenger RNA. RefSeq names its product autophagy-related protein 27. The transcript is spliced from 3 exons. Bases 1 to 972 code for a protein of 323 amino acids. Lineage: Eukaryota; Fungi; Ascomycota; Eurotiomycetes; Eurotiales; Aspergillaceae. The record is from RefSeq and is a predicted model, not a curated record.
AUGCGAAUACAAUCAAGUGGGGUCUCACUCCUCCUCACCGCUCUCGUCCCCGGCCUGGCCUCGGCGUCCGGCUUUGAUUGCCAACACAUCAAGGUCGACGGUUACAAAUAUGACCUCAGCCCCCUAAAAGGCGUCCACGAAGUGACACACGGCGUAACAACGGACGAUUUCGUUACCAAUACAACAUACCGCCUCAAUAUCUGCAAUAUUCUGGGUUCAGCAGCCCAUCAGGGCAAGGCCACGUGCGGCGCGAGCAGGAAUAUCUGCGGCUUCGUACAACGGUCUCCAAAAGAUGGAAACGGCGGCACCGAAUUCGGCUUCCCGAUCGUCGGACUCGACCACGGUGGUCAUGGCUCCAAGGACCCCGAAGUGAAGCGAUUGAAGCAAGAUAACCCCGACUCUGAAGGUCUCCUCGUUAAGCUCGCCGGUGGUGAAUACAAGGGCGAUGACAACGAGCAAAAAGCCAAGGCUGCAGGUGCUGUCAUUGAAUUCCAGUGUGAUCCCGAUAGAUCCGGACUGGAGGGGUUGCACACACUCCAAGAUACACUGGAAGAUACACCGGCGCAGAUUUUGCGACGUCUUACGGCUACCGCGGAUGAAGGCGAGACGCCAAAGAACAGCAGCCUCCAGUUCAGGAGUUUUGGUCCUGCAGAUGAUGAUACCUAUAUUCUGAGAUUGGAUUGGCGUACUCGAUAUGCCUGUGACGACUACCAGAAGCAGAAGGGAGACUCAUCUGGCUCGAAGAGCUGGGGUUUCUUCACUUGGUUGAUUAUAAUUGCCUUCCUCUGCACCGCCGCCUACCUUAUCUUCGGCUCAUGGCUAAACUACAACCGCUACGGCGCCCGCGGCUGGGACCUCCUCCCGCACGGCGACACCAUCCGCGAUGUCCCCUACAUCUUCCAGGACUGGCUCCGCCGUGUGAUCAAUACCCUGCAGGGAGCAGGCUCGCGGGGCGGAUACAGUGCAGUCUGA